CCGGCUGAGACGGACGAGACCCCCCCCGCCCUGCCCACGCAGGACCCUGAGCCGUCCGUGCCCCGCGCUCGGCCGUGGACUGGGGGGCCGGACCACAGGGGCGGCCAUGCGGUGGCGCGCGCUGGCCCCGGGCCCGCCCGCGAGGUUGGCGCGCGAAGCCGGGGCGCGUGGGCGUCCGCGCCAGCCGGAGGAGUUUGCCACAUGUCCGCACAGUUUUAAGAAAAAGGACUUUAAAAAGCCCAGAGUUUGUGAAGUGUGCAAACAGUCCAUUGACCGUCAAGGGAUUGCUUGCCGAGCCUGCAAGUAUUCCUGCCACAAGAAAUGUGAAGCCCAGGUGGUGAUUCCCUGCUCUGUGCAAGUCCGCCUGGACCAGGCUUCCGAGAGUUCCACAUCGUCUUCUGCUCUCCGCUGUGACAAGCCUUCAAGGCCCCUGGUCCUGAGACCAGCUAUGGAGGACAGCCAUGAACUGGACCUCACAUACGUCACAGAGCGUAUCAUCGCAGUGUCCUUCCCUGCCAGCUGCUCAGAGGAGUCCUACUUGCACAGCCUUCAGGAAGUCACACGCAUGCUCAAGUCUAAGCAUGGAGACAACUACCUGGUAUUAAACCUUUCAGAGAAGAGAUAUGACCUUACAAAGCUUAACCCAAAGAUCAUGGAUGUGGGCUGGCCUGAGCUGCAUGCACCACCUCUUGACAAGAUGUGCACCAUAUGUAAAGCCCAGGAGUCAUGGCUGAACAGCGACCCUCAGCAUGUAGUUGUCAUCCACUGCAGGGGCAGUAAAGGACGCAUCGGAGUGGUCAUAUCAUCCUACAUGCACUUCACCAAUGUCUCAGCCAGUGCUGACCAGGCCCUGGACAGGUUUGCAAUGAAGAAGUUCUAUGAUGACAAAGUUUCAGCUUUAAUGGAGCCCUCCCAGAAGAGGUACGUGCAGUUUCUCAGUGGGCUCCUGUCUGGAGCAGUGAAGAUGAAUGCUUCGCCCUUGUUCCUGCACUUCGUCAUCCUGCACGGCGUCCCCAGCUUUGACACUGGAGGAGCUUGCCGGCCCUUUCUGAAGCUCUACCAAGCCAUGCAGCCUGUGUACACGUCUGGGAUCUACAAUGUUGGCCCCGAGAACCCCAGCCGGAUCCGCAUUGCCAUAGAGCCGGCCCAGCUGCUGAAGGGCGACACCAUGGUGAAAUGCUAUCACAAGAAGUUCCGCUCGGCCACCCGUGAUGUCAUUUUCCGCCUGCAGUUCCAUACCGGAGCUGUGCAAGGUUACGGGCUUCUGUUUGGGAAGGAGGAGCUGGACAGUGCCUGCAAAGAUGACCGUUUCCCUGACUACGGCAAGAUUGAAUUGGUCUUCUCAGCCACACCUGAGAAGAUUCAAGGAUCGGAGCAUCUGUACAGUGACCAGGGAGUGAUGGUGGACUACAACACAGCAGACCCCCUCAUUCGCUGGGACUCCUACGAGAACAUGAGUGCCGAUGGAGAAGUGUUACACACACAAGGCCCAGUGGACGGCAGCCUGUAUGCCAAGGUGAGGAAGAAGAGUGCCUCAGAUUCUGGCAUCCCUGGCAGCCCUCAGGGCAUGCCAGCCACGAGCAGUCCAGACCACGGUGACCACACCCUGUCAGUCAGCAGUGACUCGGGUCACUCUACUGCCUCAGCCAGAACUGAUAAGACAGAAGAACGCCCAACCCUGGGAGCACGGAGGGGCCUGAGCCCCCAGGAGAAGGCUGAAUUGGACCAGCUGCUCAGUGGGUUUGGCCUGGAAGACUCUGCAAGCUCCCACAAAGACAUGACUGAUGUGCGCAGCAAGUAUAGUGGGACGCGCCACGUGGUGCCAGCCCAAGUCCAUGUGAACGGAGACGCUGCCCUAAAGGACCGGGAGACUGACAUUCUGGAUGACGAGAUGCCCCACCAUGACCUGCACAGUGUGGACAGCCUGGGUACUCUCUCCUCCUCUGAAGGGCCACAGUCAACCCACCUGGGCCCCUUCACCUGCCUCAAGAGCAGCCAGAACUCCCUCCUGUCCGAUGGCUUUGGCAACGGUGUUGGUGAAGAUCACAAUGGUGCCCUUUCUCCAGACCUAGGCCUUGGCGUGGACUCCCUCUAUGAGCGGGAGCGGAUGUGUGGGGGCCGUGAGCCAAAGCAGCUGCAGCCCCUGUUGAGGAAGCCCUCUGCACCCACCCCCACACAGGCCUAUGGGCAAAGCAACUAUUCCACCCAGACCUGGGUGCGUCAGCAGCAGAUGGUGGCCGCUCACCAGUACAGCUUUGCCCCAGAUGGGGAGGCCAGGCUGGGCAGCCACAGUACAGUGGACAGUGCUAGCCUUGCUCAACCCCAACCCCACAUCCCAGUCACUCCCACUCGGGGAGCAAGCAGCAGAGUGGCUGUUCAGAGAGGCAUCAGCAAUGGGCCAAAUCCCCCCGACACACAGCAGCUCUGUCCUGGUAAAGCACUCCAGCCCAGAUUUUCAGACGACAGAGUCGUGAAUGGAGUACAUCCAGAGCUGAACGCUGGUCCCUCCCCAGGCUCCCCUACCCUGGAUAUUGACCAGUCCAUUGAGCAACUUAACAGGCUGAUCUUGGAGCUGGACCCCACCUUUGAGCCUAUCCCUACGCACAUGAAUGCCCUUGGCAUCUCAGCCAAUGGCUCUAUGUGUCCUGAUGGCAUGGGAAGUGGGCUCCGGUGUGGUGGCAGGCUGGACCCCAUGGAUGGCCCUGGCAGGAGCCCUGGCCGACAAGGUGAUGAGCCCAUCGGGGGACGGCUCCGGAAGCUGAGCCUCGGACAGUAUGACAAUGAUGGUGGGAGCCAGGGGCCCUUUUCUAAGUGUGGAUGGGGAAAGGCCGGAGUGGACCCAGCCCCAAGCCUGGGAUCAUUUUCUUCUCCUGCAGACAUCAAAGAGACGAUGAUCACUGCAUAUGCCCCUGACCUCGAUAUGAUCGAUGGCAGGAUGACAAACAGCAAGGAGUCCGUGUGUCUGACCCCAGCAUUCCCUGUAUCUCCAGAAACACCAUAUGUGAAAACAUCCCCACGAUACCCUCCAUUCAGCCCACCUGAGCCCCAACUGAGCAGCCCAGCCAGUUUGCGCAAAGGAGGACGUGAACCACGAGGCUGCCCAGAGACUAUCACCCACACCGUGGGGAUGUCAGAGAGCCCCAUUGGACCCAAACCCACCAUGCUUCGGGCUGAUAUGCCUGCAACACCCAACUUUCAGCAGGUGUUCGCAUCUUCCUGCACAGUUUCAAGCAAUGGCCCCGGCCAGAGGAGAGAGAGCCCAACUUCUGCAGAACGCCAGUGGGUAGAGAGCAGCCCCAAGUCCACCCUAACCCUCCUGGGGAACAGCCACUCAUCUGAAAGUCCCCUCGGCACCCACGAGUUCUGCAGCUCUGGUAAGAACUCGCCAGGGCUGGCCUGCUUCCAGUCCACGGAGCUCCAGGCCUCUUUCCACAGCCAUGAGCUGUCCAUGUCGGAGCCUCAGGAUGCUCUGCCUCCUGCAGGCAGCCAAGCCUUCCUAGGCUUCAACACUGCCCCAGUAACAAGCGGCCUUCCGCCUGGCGAGGACCCGGGCGCCUUGCUGGUCAAUUCCCACGGCACAUCGCCAACUCCCGGAGCCCCUCUGACAACGCCAGGGGCUGCCGACAGCGGCUUCCUGUCCCACAACUUUCUCACGGUGUCACCUGGACCCAGCAGCCACCACAGUCCAGGCCUGCAGAACCAGAGUGUAAGCUUGCCUGGUCAGCCGCCCCUCCCUGAGAAGAAGAGAGCCUCGGAGGGAGAUCGCUCUUUGGGCUCAGUCUCCCCUUCCUCCAGCGGCUUCUCCAGCCCCCACAGUGGCAGCACCAUGAGCAUCCCCUUCCCAAAUGUCCUUCCAGACUUCUGCAAGCCUUCAGAAGUGGCCUCACCUUUGCCAGAGAGCCCAAAUGACAAACUCGUGAUUGUGAAAUUUGUUCAAGACACUUCCAAGUUCUGGUACAAGGCCGACAUCUCAAGAGAACAAGCCAUUGCCAUGUUGAAGGACAAAGCUCCUGGGUCAUUCAUCGUGAGGGACAGUCACUCCUUCCGAGGGGCCUAUGGCCUGGCCAUGAAGGUGGCUACACCUCCUCCUUCUGUCUUGCACCUGAACAAGAAAGCUGGAGAUUUGUCCAACGAACUUGUCCGGCAUUUCUUGAUUGAGUGCACCCCAAAGGGGGUGCGAUUGAAAGGGUGCUCAAAUGAACCAUAUUUUGGGAGCCUGACAGCUUUGGUGUGCCAGCAUUCCAUUACGCCCCUGGCUUUGCCCUGCAAGCUCCUCAUUCCUGAGAGAGAUCCACUGGAGGAAAUAGCAGAAACCUCUCCCCAGACAGCAGCCAACUCGGCAGCCGAGCUGCUGAAGCAGGGGGCAGCCUGCAACGUUUGGUACCUGAAUUCCGUGGAAAUGGAGUCCCUCACUGGUCAUCAGGCGGUGCAGAAGGCCCUGAGCAUGACUCUCGUUCAAGAACCGCCUCCAGUGUCCACAGUGGUACACUUCAAGGUGUCAGCCCAGGGCAUCACCCUGACUGACAAUCAGAGAAAGCUCUUCUUCCGGAGGCAUUACCCUGUGAACAGCGUGAUUUUCUGUGCUUUGGACCCACAAGACAGGAAGUGGAUCAAAGACGGCCCUUCCUCUAAAGUCUUUGGGUUUGUGGCCCGGAAGCAGGGCAGCGCUACAGACAAUGUAUGCCACCUGUUUGCAGAGCAUGACCCUGAGCAGCCUGCCAGUGCCAUUGUCAACUUUGUGUCAAAGGUCAUGAUCGGCUCCCCUAAGAAGAGCUAAGCCCCUCAUAGCCAGACCCGCCAGAUGCCUCACAGGGCCCUCAAGGUGGCAGCCAGCGGGGCAAGGCGGGGCCCCCCGAUUGGUACCAGACUGACAAUCCUCACAUUCCAGACCCAAGAGGGGAGAAUAUGGCAACCCUUUAAACCAAGAACAAACAUCACCCCAGAUUGGCCUUAAAGUAACUUCUCAUCCGACACACCUGAAUAGUCAAGACGCAUUUUGAGUGGCCCGGGAAAUGCCUCCACAGGGUCCCGCCUGCAAGGACGGUACAAGGAGGGAGCACAGAAGACUGAAACAGCCCUGAGUCCCUGGCUCAUCAGCAUCUGCGUGGGUGAGGAGCCCCUGUCCUGCUUGGCGGGGGCUGAGUAACCAUGGCGCUCCACUUGUCAGCAGAAGCGCUCCGUCCGGCGACUCCCUCGUCUUGUCUUUCUACAGCGGACAGUGAUGAAACUGAGGAGGGGAUGCAUGGUUAGUGAAGGUCUGAGCAGGUUGGAACAUGGGGAUCUAAGUUAGGGUACAGCAAAAGGGAUGUGAAAUGAGGAAGCCACUGAUACCAAGGAGGAGGAACACGCAGUCUCAGAGAGCUCACUGCUGGUGGAAAGGAAUCCACAAUCCUGCUCUCAGGUAGCCAGCUGGGCUGUGGAGCGCCUAGAGGACUUCGAGAGGAAAAUGAGAGGACAGAAUUAAAAAAAAAAUGCCAUUUUAUAUAAUAUAUAUUUUACUUAUGCCAAAUUAUUUAUAACCGCUUGCCAUUGCCAUCCUGUACUCGUGUCAAAUGCUGCAGCCGAAUAAGCUGUGAUUGCUAAAAGGCUUGUUCCCUUGUAGACACACCAGAGACAAUGGGCCCCUCAAGGGGAAGAGGGACAGCGGUCUCAGGGUGACGUCACGCAGUCCAUCUCUAGUACCGCCAAAUGGAUUUGCCUCAAGCAGCCUGCCCUCUACUUGGCACAGUGACGUGUCUUGCCCGGUGUGAAUGGCUUCUUUCCUGAUGAGAAUAUCCAGGAGAAAGGGGAGACUAAGACACUGGGAUCCAUCUCAGCCUCUUCUGCAGGGCCAGCUGGGCCAUCUAGAGGCCUUUGUGAUCCACAGCACAUGUGGCCUUUCUAAGCUGUUACCAUGACUGUCCUGUGGCACCUGCAGCUUCCAUGGGGACCUCUGUGGGCGUCAGGAGGGAGGGAAGGGGGAUGAAGGGCAAGAUCAAGAGUUCUGGCUCUCACAGGCUGUGUUUGAUUUGCUGAGUCACCUUAGCCACUAGUCAGAUAUGAUGGGUCAUGCUGAGACAGGUGCCCAGAUGCAGGGUUCCUGCCUGCAUCUCUGAGUGGUCAGAGAUGUCAAAGACACCAGUGAGCCCAGCAUUUCCCACAGUGGAGGUGGAGCAGGGCUACGUGGAGACAAAGCCAAGGUCUCCUUCCCAGAACCUUACGCCCCAGGAAGGCUCUGAUCAUCCCCGUCCCAGCCUGAAAUCCCCGCUCUCGGCUUUCUAAAAUCCCGUCCUAGCUUACACAUCUCACAGCUGGGACAGGCUACAGUUGUCAAGGUGGGGAUUUCGUGGUGGAUUCUCUGUUUCAAAAGGGGCAGAGAUGUAACUUCAUGUCGAAUUGGAAUCAACUCUGUCUAGGGGUGUGUGUGUGUGUGUGUGUGUGUGUGUGUGUGUGUGUGUGUGUGUAUACAGGUGGAUCAUACCCCUUUUAGUUCGUGUGUAUCUGCGUGUAUGCAGGUGGACCAUUCCACUCUUAGCUCAUGUGUCUGUGUGUAUGCAGUGGGCCAUUCCACUUUUAGCUCAUGUGUGUGUCUGUGUGUGUAUACAGGUGGACCACUCCACUUUUUAGCUCCUAUUGAUGCACCAAAAGCAAGUGCCUCAUUUCUGUGCCAAAUGUUUGCCUUGGUCCUUAAGGACCUCCUUCGUGGACACACUCUGGUGUGCCUGUUAGAGGAAAUGUGCCACCGUUCUCUAGAGGCCCCAUGUCUUCCACAGAGGCUUCUAGUGUGUUUUUUUCAGUUAUUCCUAUGCAGCUAAAAUUCAGAUGGGUAGGGGUGGGGACUGAAGUUUGUGCUCUGGCCAAGAAGUGCCACAUCCUAUGGUUUAUAUGCAAAUGUGGCCCAAAGACCUCCAGCCAGGUUGCUUGUCCUUCUGCUGGAGGGGGAGAGGGCCUAAUUAGAAAUCCACUGGGCAGAGCUGAAGCACAGCCUUCCAAUGAAUUGAAUGCCACCACAAAGGUUGGCAUGGGGCACAUCCAGGAAGCCACAUGAGUAUGCUUUUGAAAUUGACUGACCAGGUCUGAUCUUUACUCAAGGUAAAAGUGGUCAAGGGCAUCAAGGGAUUUGCUCUGAGGAACCACAGGAAGACAGCUCUCCAACUUUCUAGGAGCUGGUAGGACUGGGUUGUGUCUCUGUGUAAUGUGUAUAUUGAACAGAACAAGAUGAGACAGAGCACCAUAGACUAUACUGUGUGCUCCAAAGCACUGGGAAGGGACAUUGCCCAGGCUUUUGCCACGGGGCCAUCAGUUGGUAUACUCUUCUGGGAGUGAAUUCAGUGAUGCCCACCACUUGCAGUAGAUAGCCAGGGUCCCAUUAACCUUCUCAUUAAUGGUUGUCUUAUAGUUUCCAGUGUUGGGCUGUCCCCAUGUUAAAAGCCACUGCACUUACCCUCAGUGUCAAAGACUUUGUAAUGCCGCCUUAUCUGUCUGUACCUUUUAGCACAGUUUUCACUAUUCUAUAUUGUAAAGAAUAUAUAUCCAGUAUGUAAAUGAGUGUUCUAUAAACCUUUUGUAUAGGCAUUUCCUCUGCUCUUUAAAUAUCAGCCUUAUUCAGAGUAUAAUAAAAAUUAUGACCUUGGUAAGUCCA
Psammomys obesus (fat sand rat) is the source of this 7621-nucleotide messenger RNA. RefSeq names its product tensin 3 (gene Tns3). Gene Ontology annotation, molecular function: protein binding. The transcript is spliced from 31 exons. Lineage: Eukaryota; Metazoa; Chordata; Mammalia; Rodentia; Muridae. The record is from RefSeq and is a predicted model, not a curated record. Bases 107 to 4777 code for a protein of 1556 amino acids.